GGCCGCCACGCCCCGCCCCCACGUUUAGCCCUGUUUUGGUUGACUUGGAAACCGUCGCAGCGUCGUUGGAGGAUCACAAUCACUGCAGGGAUUAAAGCCUUCCUGCCUGGAUUAAUUAUGCACCUUUUGCCCUCACAAUGAGAGACAUAACGGUGUCUGAGGAUGCCAGUAGGUGCGAGUGAAGACCGGGCAAAGACCCGGGAAAGAUUCAACGAAGUCUUCAAGAAAUACUCUGAAUCAGACAAGAAAAAGUUAAAGAAGAAAAACACUGAAACUCAGGAGACUAUUGUGCUUCAGAAUCUAAAAAAGAAUCUAAACCUUGAGAAGGACACAGAAGAUGAUGAGACCAUCCUCCAGAACACAUAUCACCCCGAACAGGGCAGCCCUCGCUACACCAAGAAUAAGAGAAGAGAGAAAGAAACAGUGGAAAAGGUCAAUAUCAACAACAGUAGAAACGAAGAGGAGACUCAGACGUCAAAAGGUAAGAGGAAAAGCAGGAGAGAGCUUCCCCCCCUUCGUGUACCUGAGGAUACCAAAAGUUUCACCCAGAAAGAUGCGGAGGCUUCCAAGUCUGAGAUUGCUUUGGAGCCAGAUGAUGUAGGUGCUGGAAAGGAACCAAAGCGAAAAAGUAAAAAGGGGAAAGGCAAGGGAGAUACAGAAGCCAAGGCAGUGAGUCAAGUGGAGGAUGCAGAGGACAAACUGCUGCAUGAAUACCAGCAGCAGAUUGCACAGAAUGAGGAGAGGACUUUAAAGACGACAAGCACCAAGACUGAGGAAGAGAGCGCUCUCUCCCAAAAUGUCUCGCUAAAUAACGAUGUCGGAAAGAAGAAAAAGAAAAAGCUGAAAUCUGUAAUUACACAGCCAGAAAUAGGGGAUGAUGAUGAGGAUGCUGACCAAGAUGCUGAAGUGGACAGCGAAACUGAAACCAAGGGAAAGAAGAAAAAGAAGAAGAAAAAACAUGUUGUCAAAGAAGAGAGUGAAGCUGAGACAGAAGUUCCACAGAAACCAACAUUUGAUGACAGCCUUGUACUGGGAGUGUACAUCCACAGAACAGAUCGCCUCAAGACGGACCUACUGAUCUCACACCCGAUGGUGAAGAUACAUGUUAUCGAUGAAGUCACUGGACAGUAUGUGAAGAAGGAAGACUGCCAUCGGCCAGUCUCCUCAUUUUAUGAGCAAGAGAACGUUGACCACAUUAUCCCCAUCAUGACUCAACCAUUUGACUUCAAGAAGAACAAAUCAAUCAUCCCUGAGUGGCAGGAACAGAUCAUCUUUAAUGAACGCUUUGGUUACUUUGUUGAACAGAAUGAUGAAAGACCCAGAGUUAUACUUCUCUUUGAAAUCCUGGACUUCAUAACCAUGGAAGAAGCAAGAGCCAACGUUGAUGUUGACAAGCAUGAGCGAGGAUUCAGAAAGAUUGCAUGGGCAUUCCUCAAGCUUGUCGGCACAAAUGGUGUGCUGAAUAUCGACAGUAAACUUCGCCUCCAGCUCUUCUGCCCUCCACCUCGGGCAAAGAGACAACCCAAAACAAUCGAGGUGGUCGAGUGGUGGAGGAAGUACCCUCGAAACAAAUACACAUCCACCCUUUAUGUCACGGUGAAAGGCAUUAAACUCCCUGAGCAUGUGGACCCUGGUAUUCGGUCCAUGAUGGCACUGCAGGAGGAGAGGGGUAGCACCUCCUUCAGUGAACUACAGAAUGAGGUCACCAGGAGAAGCCUGACUCAGCCUCUAGACAUCAAGCCUCCAGCCUUGAGAUGGAGCAGGCUGCCGGGACAGGUCUGUCGGAUUCCGAACAAGUCCAUGCUGUCAUUCCGUGGUGGUCGGAUGGGCUGCUUCACAUUGCUCUUCUCUCACACCGGGACGAUGCUGGCUGCUGCUUGUGCUGACACAGAUGCUUUCCCUGUAGUAGUGUAUGAGAUUCCCUCUGGCCAGGCUUUGGUUGCCUUCAGUGGCCAUCUGAAAAUAGUCUAUGAUCUCUGCUGGUCCAGAGACGAUCGGAGCCUUUUGUCUGCCUCCUCUGAUGGAACUGUCCGAGAGUGGAACGUGGAGCGGCUUCAGGGAACGGCCCAGAAGGUGCUCCCUCAUCCAUCCUUUGUGUACUGUGCUCAGUACCAGCCCACAGCCCAGAACCUGGUGGUGACGGGGGGCUUCGACGCUCUGGUACGAGUGUGGAGGCUGGAUGUAGACGAUGUGAACGGCCAGCUGCUGCAGGAGUUUGAGGGUCACAACAGUUUCAUCAACUCCAUUUGUUUUGACUCUGAAGGAAGAAGAAUGUUCUCUGCGGACAACACCGGCCUAAUCCUUGUGUGGAAAACUACAAUUAAUGACAGCAAGCGGCAUCCACCAAGUCAGCGCUGGUGUAUAGAGAAGAAAAUUGAUGAGAGUGACCUCAGGGGCGUCCCCAUCAACAUGCUGCAGCUCCAUCCAAACGGGCGGUGCCUGCUCAUCCAUGCCAAAGACAGUGUCCUGAGGGUGAUGGACUUGAGAAUCCUGGCAAUGAAGAAGUACACCGGAGCCACAAACUACAGAGAGAGGAUCUAUAGCACGUUCACGCCAUGUGGGAACUUCAUCUUCUCUGGUAGCGAGGACGGGAUGGCAUAUGUCUGGAAUACAGACACAGGUGACCAAGUUGCCGUCUACUCUGAGCUUUUGUACCGCACUGCUCUCCACGGCGUGUCGUUCCAUCCUCACGAAAACAUGGUUGCUUUCAGUGCCUUUGGUCAGAGCCAGCCUGUCCGCCUGUACCUGUACGAUCGCAAAGUUUCCCAGCUGGAGGUGCACAAUAUAAGAGCUGGGAGCAGAUCAGCUUCUACAGACACCAAAACCUUCAGAAACACACCUGACACCCCAGCGUGUCAGGACACGUCUGCUUCAACCAUGGAUCAGUUUGCCCAAGCAACAAGACUCGCAUUGAAAAUGCAAUGUGUUAAGGAGCAACUGAAUUCAGUGCUUGAUCCACAUCAGAGGUCUUCAACUUCUGGAUACAUUUAUGAGCAAGACAAAAUGAACAUUACUCACACAGGGAGGAGCUUCACAAUAGAUUCUGGCACAACGGGAUUAAAUACUUCGUUACCACCUCCGUCCCUCCUGUCGCCGCACUCCCAGCUGCAGUUCUCCGGUUCUCUCGCAGAGCAGCUAAUCCCCCAGGCAGCUCUGAGCACCCAGAAUCGCGGGUUCAGUCCAGUCGGUCAGCGUCUAAAAGGAGCUUCAUCUCUCAGGCUACAGACGAGCCUCCCUGACCACAUUUCUUCAGGCAUCCAUGUGGAAACAGAUCCUGUCCCUGUUCAACAAGUAGUCGUCUCCCUCCAUAACUACAGAGCAAAUCGGUCUGAUGAACUGACCAUACGCCGCGGUGACGUCAUCCAAGUGCUGUACAAAGACAAUGAGAACUGGUGGUUUGGGAGUCUGGCCAAUGGGCAGCAGGGAUACUUUCUGGCUUCUUAUGUAGCAGAUCAGAGAGAUUUCAAUGAAGAGGUGACUGAGGCACACGCAGCCUCGACUGAGGGGACUGUUGAGAGGUCAACACCAACCAGGGUAUCUGCUGCAAUUAGUUCUUCUGGGGAGCUUAGGUUUCUUUCUGAGCCGACCCUUUCUGACACCGAACCAGAGUUGACCAGUGCCAGAGCUAGAAGGAAGAAGAAGGUGAAGAAGCCAGGAGUACCUGCUCUUUCAUCUCAAGCCACAUUUUCAGAUGCAGAUGCUCCCAGGUCGGCGAGCACCAGGAGGAGAGGCAGAUCUACAGACAGGCCUCUCCCAAAGAAACCCACCGGAAGGACUAAUGGAGCUUUCGAGCCCGAUACAUAAACUCACGGACACAUUGCUGUUUUCAAUUCGAGUGUUUCAACUUUAACUCUUAUUUUUUCAUAAAUUGUAUUUUUUUUUAAAAUUAUAAUAAAUCUGACAGAUUUGUUGUAUUUUUACCGUUUUGCUUUUUAUAUUUGUUUAUGUGAACUAAAUGAGUAUAAGUCAGUGUGUUCUGAAUUGUAUUUAAUACAUAUUGAUCAAUGAAAUGUAAAGACUUUUCACAUAGAAUUGUUGUAUGUUUUACAUAUUUAUUGACAUAAGCAUGAAUUGACUAUUGUGUACAUUUAUACUGAAGAUAUGGAAUACCAAAUGUCUGUAAAAUGUAGUUUAUUUUCUUAGCCUGUAAGAGAUUAACGUUUUUUUAUACGCCACUUCUACACAGCUAUAUAAGAAUGCAGAUUAUUCCUUUCCACAUUUUUAAUCACAUGUAAAGUCAAACUUUUUAUAUAUAAAAUGUUUAAAUAAAUAUGCUUACGGGUUAUUUUGAUUAUGUAUGCAUCAAUUUUUUUGGAAUGUCCCUGUAAAGCAAAGCAAAUAGGAUACUAAUUAUUCUGCUUGUUGCUAUUAUUUUACAGACUUAUUUGAGCCAGUCAAGUCAACUUACCAAUAAAUAAAUGUUAGCGCUAGCAUAUCAUUAUUUUAUAUUCAACGUUUUGAUUAUUUAAUACAUUUUUAUUUUAAGAUUCUAAUAGCAAAGGGAUAUUGAUUUUAUUGCGACACAAUUAUUUUAGGAUUUAGGCUUGUUUCAAAGGAAAACUGGG
Molecule: messenger RNA, 4565 nt
Organism: Anoplopoma fimbria (sablefish)
Lineage: Eukaryota; Metazoa; Chordata; Actinopteri; Perciformes; Anoplopomatidae
Gene: ahi1
Product: Abelson helper integration site 1
Exons: 27
Coding region: 163-3804 (1213 amino acids)
Biological process (GO): motile cilium assembly
Cellular component (GO): ciliary basal body
Molecular function (GO): protein binding
Source: RefSeq, a predicted model, not a curated record